AUGGGAGUUGUAGUCAAAGUUCCUGGGGGAUGGGAUGCUCCUGAAUCAGAGGAAGGGUGGGGGGGAGCGGGGAAGGGCCAACGAGUGGUCCCCUUCCCUGGGUCCCAGGGCGCCAUGGCCGAGGCCCGCCAGGCAGCGACCUUCCGCUUAGACUUGGGACAGGGGACUCCGGGGCGGAGAUGGUGGAAUCCAGCCUUGAAGGAGGUCGGCAGCGCCGGGCUGCGCUCCUGGAGGCGGAGCCUGGCCCAGUGCAGGGAUGACAUCUUAUCUGGAGCUUGCCCGGCUGGCCCAGCCAGCGGCCUCUUCCUCUUCGCUGCUAUCCAGGGCUCACGGUUCAUGCAACUGGACCCGUCUUUGGGGCUGGUGGACUGGAUGAAGGCCAGCCUCCCAGACUGGAGUGCGCGCUGGCUCCCAGGCUUCCAAGGGGCUCUGGCGGCCACCAUCUUCGCCGGGGGCCUCUGGACGGCCCUGCUGCUGACCCUGCAUGUGGUACUGCGGCUCCUCCUACGCUACCAGGGCUGGCUGAGUGAGCCUCGGGGGACCCUGUCCUUACCCACACGCUCCUGGCUGGCCCUGGUCAGGAUCUUCUCCGGCCGCCGCCCGACACUCUACACAUACCAACGCUCCCUGCCCUGCCUACCCCUGCCCUCUACAGCGGGCACGGUGGCCAAGUACUUGGAAUCUGUGCGACCGCUGCUGUCGGAUGAGGAUUUCCAGGCCCUGAGCAGCCAGGCCCAGAUGUUCCUACACACAGAGGCCCCCCAGCUACAAGCUCUUCUGGGCCUCAAGGCCUGGUGGGCAGCCAACUACGUGAGUGACUGGUGGGCAGAGUACGUCUACCUGCGGUCCCGAAGCCCCCUGCUGGGCAACAGCAACUUCUAUAUCCUGGACUUCCUGUCUGUGGCCCCCACUCCCCUGCAGGCCGCCAGAGCCGGGAACGCUGUGUACGCCAUGAUGAGAUUCCGGGAGCAGCUUGGCCGCGGGGAGGUUGAGCCCGCAACGCUGCUGGGGAUGCGCCCGCUGUGCUCGGCCCAGUACCGGCAGAUGUUCAACACCACUCGGAUCCCUGGCGUCUCCGGAGACCGGCUGUAUCACGUCAGGGAUGGCUGCAGCCGCCACGUGGCUGUCCUGCACCGGGGCCGCUUCUUCUGCCUGAGGACCCAUGGGGGGCCGGGGGGCCGCUUGCUGAGCCCCCGGGUGCUGGAGCAGCAGCUUCAGCACAUACUGGAUGACCCGGCCCCAGCCCGGCCUGCAGAGGAGCACCUGGCCGCCCUGACGGCUGCCCCCAGGGCCCUAUGGGCUCAGGCUCGGGCCUCCCUGCAGGCAGCGGACAGGAGCACGCAGGCCCCCUUGGAGGUGGUGGAGGGCGCUGCCUUCGUCAUAUGUCUCGAGGAGGCCCCAGGACCCUCGGGGACGUCCCCCGAGCUGGAUGAGCGAGCACGCUCCGUGCUGGUGGGAACUGGCCACAGCAGGUGGUUCGACAAGUCUCUGAAUCUCGUGGUCUUUGCCAGUGGACGCAUGGGGCUGAACGUGGAGCACUCCUGGGCCGACACCCCCGUCCCUUCGCACAUGUGGGAGGCUGUACUGGCUGCUGAGUGCUUUGAACUUGGCUACGCAGCUGAUGGGCAUUGCAGAGGGACCCCCGACCCCACAGUGGGACCCCCCGAGCGGCUCCUGUGGACGGUGCCUGAGGAGGUGGCUGUGUCCCUCCCCCUGGCUCUGCGGGAGGCCCAGGCCUUGGCUAGAGACACCGACUGCCAUAUCCUUCCGUUCACCCACUUUGGGAGAGGAUUCACCCGGCGCUGCCAUACCCCGGGAAGCAGCUUUGUGCAGCUAGCCCUGCAGCUGGCCAGAUUUCGGGACCAAGGCGGCUUCUGUCUGACCUACGAGGCGUGUGUGACGAGAUCGUUUCACGAGGGCCGCACGGAGACCAUCCGGCCGUGCACGGUGGAAGCCUGCGCCUUUGUCAGGGCCAUGGAGGACCCGAGGCUGACGGAUGCCCAACGCCUGACCCUCUUCCGAGUGGCGGCGGAGAAGCACUGGACACUGUGUCGGGCGGCCCUGACCGGCGAGGGCGUCGAUCGACACCUCUUCUGCCUGUAUCUCGUCUCUCAGCUCCUCUGUCUCCCAUCCCCAUUCUUGACCCAGGUUCGGGCCGAGCGAUGGAAACUCUCCACCAGCCAGAGCCCGAAGCACCAGCCACAACUGUUUGAUCCAGCCAAUCAUCCAGAUUAUGUUUGCUGCGGGGGCGGCUUUGGGCCUGCGGAUGACGAUGGCUAUGGCGUGUCUUACAUCUUCAUGGGGGAGAGCACGGUCACUUUCCACAUCUCCUGCAGAGUCUCCAGCCCUGACACGGAUUCCCGGCGGUUUGGGCAGCACAUUCAGGAUGCAAUGCUGGAUGUGGCCGCACUCUUUGGCCUAGGCACUGGGCCCAGCACAAGGGCCCGGUCAGGUGAGGCAGCCAGGGAGGGCAAGGAUUCUGUGAGGGCCUCCCGAGGGCCUGAGCCCCAGCAGGCACCCUCAGCCCCCCACGAGCCAGAGCACUGAGGGAGCUGCUCUCACCUGUGGGGGCUGGACAGAUGGGCUCCUGGCAGGCCCUGAAGAAGACUGAGGAGCAAAGCUGGCAUCACGGCAUCUGGAAUAGUGGGGGCCACGAUUGCAAGCUGAGCCCAGCCUCACCUGCCAUCUGCUUGUUGUCACCUGGUCUGGGUCCAGCUUCUUCUCCACCCUACACUGAUCUCAGCCCAUCCUCUUCCUGUAUCCUCAUCCCUAAUGUGAACUCCGAUCCUUCUGGUCUUGGCCCCCAUCCCACCACCAGCCACAGCCCGUCCACAGGCUGGAGUCUGCCACGGCUUGACACUGUUCCGUAGGCCGGGGUCAACCCCAGCCUUACUCCAUUCCGUAGGCCGGGGUCGACCCCAGCCUUACUCCAUUCUGUAGGCCGGGGUCAACCCAAUCCUGACCCCAUACCAUAGGUUAAGGUCAACCUCAGUCUUACCCCGUUUCAUAAAUUGAGGUCAACUUCAACCAUACCCCAUUCCACAGGCUAAACCUAGCCCCAGCCUUACCCUAUUCCAUAGGGUAAACUCGGCCUCAACUCCAGCUGAUCCAGAGGCUAAGCUUAGCUCCGGCAAUAGCCUUGAAUAUAAUUUGAUCUUAGCCCCAUCACAGGCCUUUCUCCAUUCCAAGCGCUCCUGAGCCCAGGCCAGAGUCUUCAACAACUCCCCAACCUCAAGUCUGGGUCAGACCAUCCUAAAUGCCUGCCUUCACCCUUCACUCAUCAUCAGCCCCAACGUCAUCAGAAGCUGAGCCCCACAUUCAUUCCAGGGUCAAAUUAAGUUCAUCCCAGCCUACCUCAGCCCUGACUGCAUCAGAACAUCCAGUUACCUACAGCCCAGCUUCAACUCGACCCUUAACUGAAUUUGCCUAAGGGAGCCACUAUUAAGCACCUACUAUGUGCCAGGCAGUGUGUUUGAAGCUGGGAAAAUGGAGACAGUGAGAUAGUCCCUGCCCUCGAGAAGUUGACAUUUUACUGAGUGGAAAUAGAAAGACUGAAGGAGUAAAUAGGAAGGGUUUUUGUUGUCUUGGGGCGGGGUGGGAGUGUUAACAACUGGAAAGGUCUGUUGUAGGAGGAGAUUUGACUGGACCUUGAAUGGAGUUGAGGGUUUCAAGAUGUGGAGGACAUUUUACACAUGGAGGACGCUUGUACAAGGGCGUGGAGGUGGAUCACUGGUUAGACCCCCCAGGCCUGGAGUCGAGAAGACCUCAGGUCCCAUCCUGGCUCACAGUAGCUGUGUGACCCUGGGCAGGUCACUUCACUUCUGUUUGCCUCAGUUGCAUUACCUGUAAAAUGGGAAUAAUAAUAGCACCUAUCUCCCAGGGUUGUUGGGAAGAUCGAGUGAGAUCUUUGUAAUGUGCUUUGCUAACCUGAAAGAGCCGUAUGAAUAAAUCCUAGCUAUUGUUUGGU
Vombatus ursinus (common wombat) is the source of this 3967-nucleotide messenger RNA. RefSeq names its product carnitine palmitoyltransferase 1C (gene CPT1C). Gene Ontology annotation, biological process: carnitine metabolic process; fatty acid metabolic process. Gene Ontology annotation, molecular function: carnitine O-palmitoyltransferase activity. Lineage: Eukaryota; Metazoa; Chordata; Mammalia; Diprotodontia; Vombatidae. The record is from RefSeq and is a predicted model, not a curated record. Gene Ontology annotation, cellular component: mitochondrion.